Messenger RNA from Papaver somniferum (opium poppy), 1740 nucleotides. RefSeq lists its product as uncharacterized. NCBI's taxonomy places the organism in Eukaryota, Viridiplantae, Streptophyta, Magnoliopsida, Ranunculales, Papaveraceae. Bases 201 to 1355 code for a protein of 384 amino acids. The transcript is spliced from 6 exons. The record is from RefSeq and is a predicted model, not a curated record. Gene Ontology annotation, molecular function: zinc ion binding.
AAAUUGGAUCAUUUUUUGAAGCAUUUGAAGGAUGCAAUAUUAGCACAUCCAGUGAAAGUGGCUUUCAUUUCAGAUAGGCAAAAAGGUUUAUUGGAAGCUGUUGGUAUAGUGUUUCCUGGCCAUCACCACAGAUACUGUUGGAGACAUUUAUACAAAAAUUUCAAGAAGGAUUACAAGGGUCUUGAAUUAUACAGUUCUUUAUGGAAUGCAGCAAAAGCAUACAAAGAAAGCAUUUUCAGGAACAUUUUGACAAUAUUGUGAAACAGAGUGCUGCAGCUGGUGCUUAUCUCAGUAGAGAAGAUCCUGCUACAUGGUCCAGGGCCUUUUUUAACCCUAUUCACUGUUGUGAACAUAUGAACAACAAUUUUUCAGAGUCUUUUAACAAUAUGAUCAACAAGAUGAGAAAUAAACCAAUUAUAAUGAUAGGAAUAAUGUAUGCUAACUUAGUGAUGGGUACAUGGUACAAUAGGAGGACUGAAUCUGCAUCAUGGGUAGAUGGUAAUUUGGUUCCUACUGCUGUUACAUUGAUUAAGAAAAUGUUGGAAUUUGUGACUGACUAUGGUGUUGACCCUUGUGUGGCUGGAGAGUUAUAUAUGGUGACUAGUCCAAAGAAUUCUGUGUUCACAGUGAACAUACUUGCCAAGACUUGCUCUUGUUUGCAGUGGCAGUUGAGGGGGUUCCCCUGUAUGCAUGCAGUGAGUGCAUUGCAUAGCAUAAGGCCACAAUGGAGAAAGUACUGCAGUGAUUACUAUUCAGUGGAGAACUAUAAGGCCACAUAUGCACCAACUUUUGCACCACUAGAUGAUAAAAGUGAAUGGGUCCAGCCAAACAUGAACAAGAAGAUCUUGAACCCUCCUCACAGUAGGAAACCAGGAAGACCCAAGAGCAAGAGGGUAAGAAGUUAUGAUGAACCUCGUGUUGAGAAGACAAAAAGGAGGUGUGGGAAAUGUGGAAAUGUUACUAACCACAACAAAAGAACAUGUGCUGGUGGUGAAGUGGGAUCUAAUCCAACUGCAAAGAGGCAAAGGACUGAAUGUGAUGCACAAAGCUUCACCUUCAGCAACAUAGAGCCAAGUCAGACCACCGGAGUUAGGGGUGCAGCUAAGUCAAACAAGAAGAAGAGAACGGCAUCAUUUGUUGGUGAAUGUUUUACAGGGCCUGGCAGUCAGCCUUUGGCAACACCAUCUUCUACUCCAGCUUCCACAACACCUAUGAGUCUGCCAUCUAUAGCACCAUCUUCUACUCCACCCUCUACAAUAAAUAACCUUUAUCAGAACUUCUUUGGCAUUGGAUCUGUAUCUCAGAAUAUAAAACAAGGAAAGGGAAGGGGAAAUGGAAAGGCUAAGAAGAAAUGAUUUGAGAUCCGUUUUCUGAUUUUUUGUGUUUAAGAAGACAAUAUUUUUUUCUUUUGUAGACUUGAAUUAAUGCUGAAUCAAAAGUGGAUGGUUGUUUAUUAGUACAUUUGCAGGUUACAUUUUCAGAUUGUUGAGUUCCUUACAUAUAGCAUUAAGUUGUAAACUUGAAUGCAUAAUUCUGUUUUUUGCAGCAAUGAAGACUUCAUCUGAGACCCAUUUAAAACCGUCACAAUCUGUACAAGUGAGGUUUGAUUUUGCAGUGGGCAGUUUUUGAAGCAAUGACCAGAUUCUCCGCAAGCGUAACAACCAUUCUCUACUGGUAAUUUCACCAUCUUGCAUUUGACAGGAUCGAUGGCAUCGUCAAACCAUUCAAAGUACUGACAGG